This is a messenger RNA of Clunio marinus, 198 nucleotides long. The record is from the annotation of a GenBank genome assembly. Lineage: Eukaryota; Metazoa; Arthropoda; Insecta; Diptera; Chironomidae.
AUGGCAGACAAUCAAAUUUGCGUUUUAAGUUGGAAUUUGCAACAACAUGGCAGUAGAUAUCAAUGUCACUUGAAAUCAUCAGCAAAUCUAACAAUAAGGCAUGGAAAAUAUUCCGCAAUUUUCAUUCAUAAACUUACAAAAAAUAUUGAGUCACUUAAAGGUCAAUUAAGAGCAUCAAGAAAGGUCAGAAAUAUUUAA